This is a messenger RNA of Nicotiana attenuata, 1254 nucleotides long. RefSeq names its product PRA1 family protein H. The transcript has 4 exons. NCBI's taxonomy places the organism in Eukaryota, Viridiplantae, Streptophyta, Magnoliopsida, Solanales, Solanaceae. The record is from RefSeq and is a predicted model, not a curated record. Gene Ontology annotation, biological process: vesicle-mediated transport. Gene Ontology annotation, cellular component: Golgi apparatus; endoplasmic reticulum. Bases 163 to 927 code for a protein of 254 amino acids.
UUCAAUUGAAAGAAAGCAUAAGAUACUUUCCGAAUAAAGUGCUCACCAAAAAAUAUUCGAAAUUCGCCCUAAAAAUUUAGAAAAACCAAGGAGGAGCCCGAUGAUUUUGUUGGUUACUCAUAUGAUUUCCCACCAAACGCUACGGAUAAAGAGGGAAAGAAAAUGGCAUUCUCAUCCAACCCGUUAUCUCUAAGUGUACCCGAGCCCGUAUUUGAAUCCUGGCUCCGAGAUACCGGCUACCUCGAAAUUCUCGAUCAACGGACUACCGAUCUCCACCGCCACUCUUCCACCGCCACCACAGCCGCCGCCUCCGCUUCCUCUUCCGACGCUGCUGCUGUUACUAAUUCUGCCGCCGCCGCAGUUUCAAUCUCCAACGGGGUCUUUGUUCAGAUAUUUUCAUAUAUUGGAACCUUACUGUCGCUUUUUACGCUUAAUCCGUUUGCGAAGCUCACGUCGGAUGAUUUUUCCGGUGAUACGCCGUCGUGGACACGACUGUUCGUCGGGUCGUUGGAUUCAUACACGUUUCCUUCUUCGCCUUCUCAGGCUCGGCUUAGAGUCCACGAGAAUGUGAAACGCUAUGCCCGCAAUUAUACCUCUCUCUUCCUCCUCUUCUUCGCUUGCUCUCUGUACCAAAAGCUGCUUGCGCUUGUAGGGUUGAUAUUGUGUUUGGCGCUUUGGGAUGUAUUAAAGUUAUGUGGAGAUCGUUGGGGAUUAGAGCAGCGCCCUGUAAUCAGACAAAGCUUGAUUCGCAUUGCUCAGUGUGCUACUGCAGUUAUUCUAUUCUGUACCAACGUUCAAAUGGCUCUCAUCUCAGCCAUUGCUGUCAGUUAUGCAGUGAUGAUUCUGCAUGCCUCAUUUAGGAAGCUUACCCCGUCGAGACAAUCAACUUCAAAAGAUGGAAACAGGAGGACUCUUAGAAGUUCAUAAGUGGUUAUUAGUGUCAAAUCAUGAAAUCACAGUUGUAGCUCGGAGAGAGUUCAGAACAAACAUGUGGGUUAACUGUCUUGGUUCAUGAGUGCAUCUCUCCGUUUGAAACUGAGAGAAUACUAGUUACAUCGUAAGAAAAUGUUUCUUUGUAUUCAAAUUUAGGUUGUAUAAGGUUAUACAAGAUGGGAAAAAGAAAGAUAUUAGAUAAGAUUGUAUAUGGCUGUAGAACCAUAAAGAUGAUUAGCAUGAACUGCGUCCAGUAUAAGUUCUGGAUUCUGAUUUUUCAAUUCAUUCGACCCCCCUCUGGGCGUGCACCAUAAUUUGUUA